Messenger RNA from Quercus robur (English oak), 673 nucleotides. Its product is annotated as transcription factor MYB114-like. NCBI's taxonomy places the organism in Eukaryota, Viridiplantae, Streptophyta, Magnoliopsida, Fagales, Fagaceae. The transcript has 3 exons. The coding region runs from base 30 to 623 and encodes 197 amino acids. The record is from RefSeq and is a predicted model, not a curated record.
AUAGGUCUAUUAAAAGAGAAGUGAAGGCAAUGGAAGCCAUUAAUAAUGUUUCAACUAAGAAGGAAGUCAACAAGGGAGCAUGGACAGCUGAGGAAGACAGAAAACUGGCUGAGGUUAUUGCAAUCCAUGGUGCUAAAAGGUGGAAGACAAUUGCAACUAAAGCAGGUCUUAACCGAUGUGGCAAGAGUUGCAGGCUAAGAUGGUUGAAUUACUUGAGGCCUGACAUCAAGAGAGGAAACAUAUCAGACCAAGAAGAGGAUUUGAUACUUAGGCUCCACAAACUACUUGGAAACAGGUGGUCUUUGAUAGCCGGAAGAUUACCGGGGCGAACAGAUAAUGAGAUAAAGAACUAUUGGAAUUCUCAUUUGAGCAAGAAGUUAAGGCAGAAGGAGAAGCAAAGUGGAGCUGCAACAAGAGAUGGCUAUAGUGUUCAGGAAAAUAGGGAGGAAGAGAAAGUCAAUGAAGAAAUGAGUGGAGAGGAGAAUACAUCUAAAGGAGUUGAUGACUCAAAAAGUGACUUUGAUGUAGAUGAGUUCUUUGAUUUCUCUAAUGAGACUACUUUCAAUUUAGAGUGGGUUAGCCAAUUCCUUGAACUUGAUCAGGGCUUCAGUGAUGUUUCAUAAACUGCCUGACCUUUUUUUUCUCUUCAUAAAUUUGGUGCAGUUCAUGCUAA